AGCGAACGAGAGAGAGCAGAGCAGCGAACACACACAUGCAGCCAGACCAGCGGAGCAGGCAAAUGAGGUAUGGACGCACUUCCAUUCGCGCUCCGGAAUAACGGAUUAGCAAGUGACAUCGCAGAACAGACGGAGAACCUGGUAAGCCUCAGCGAUUCUCACCACCCGACCAGCGCGUCCGUCAGUAGGGUCACCUUCGUAAUUAACACGUGCGUCUUGUGGACGUGCGUGUGAGUGAGCUAGAGACCGUUAUCCAUUUGGAGCGAGAGGGGAAGAAAGAGAGUCUGGAUAUAACCACUAUCCAAUCCUCCAGACAGCAGCAGAAACCGCAACCGGACUCGGUCCUCCAGAGUAGCCGUCUAGCCGCACCCCCAGUCCCGCAGCCCCAUGCAGGAUGCCCGGAGGGGAGCGCUGGUCCUGGGGUGUCCUCCUGGUCCUACUCAGCCCGAGUUCAUGACGCCCUGGGCUGCUUCAUCAUGCGUCUCCUACCCGCUCCAAGCGCUCACUCUCUCCGGCUACUCUUUCUCUUUAUCUUCGUGAUGGGGGUGGCCCCUUCCCCUGCUCUUACAGCAGGCUGCCCUGACAGGUGUGUGUGUGACGACCAGCUGGUGGUCCAGUGUGCCGGGCAGGAGCUCACCCUCUUCCCCAAUGACCUCCCUCUAGCUACCCGCCAACUCAUCAUCUCCAACAACCGCAUCGGAGAACUUCCAGCAUUGCAACUCAACUACCUGUCUGAUCUAGUAUACCUGGACGUCAGCAACAACACCCUGAUGGAGAUCUCAGAGUCCACCUUCGGGAAUCUCCGGAAGCUGGCCUACCUUGACCUGUCCUUCAAUACACUGACCCAGAUCGAGGACCGGACGUUUGGACCGUUGUCUAGCCUUGUGAUGCUACGGCUAACAGACAACCCGGGGCUAAGUGAGAUCCACCCGGAUGCGUUCUCAGAGAACAUGGCUCUGCAGGUGCUGGAUGUGAGCAGGAAUAACCUGACGACGCUGAACAUCAGCUCUCUGAUUGCCCUGCCCUCUCUGCGCUCCAUGGGGCUCAGUGGAAACCCCUGGAGGUGUGACUGCGAGACGGAGGACCUCUGCCUCUGGGUCCAAAUAGAAGGGUUCAAGUUCCAAGACGAGGGCCAGACAGUGUGCCAGGGGCCUCCAGAGCUGUCUGGGCAACGGCUGGCUGAAGUGGGCAUGCAGCUGAGGGCAGACUGCCACCAGGGCCUGGGCUACUGGGACUACCUGUUCUUCAUCGCUAUCGGCUUCGUCAUCUUCAGCGCCGGCACCGUGUCGGCAUGGGUGAUGGGUGUCCUCAUGGUGCUGUACGAGAGAUACAACAAGAGAAAGGGGGAAGACAUGGACAGUGAUGACGAGGAGGAGAGACAUAUGGGGGGAGGGAUGAUGGGGGGAGGGAAUCAGGGGAAUGGGGAUGUGAAUAAGCCUUGCAUGCAAGUGUGA
Messenger RNA from Oncorhynchus keta (chum salmon), 1454 nucleotides. Its product is annotated as leucine-rich repeat-containing protein 52-like. Gene Ontology annotation, cellular component: voltage-gated potassium channel complex. The coding region runs from base 477 to 1454 and encodes 325 amino acids. The record is from RefSeq and is a predicted model, not a curated record. NCBI's taxonomy places the organism in Eukaryota, Metazoa, Chordata, Actinopteri, Salmoniformes, Salmonidae. The transcript has 3 exons. Gene Ontology annotation, molecular function: transmembrane transporter binding; voltage-gated potassium channel activity; potassium channel activator activity.